This is a messenger RNA of Solanum lycopersicum (tomato), 1458 nucleotides long. RefSeq names its product ethylene response factor 3 (gene ERF3). Lineage: Eukaryota; Viridiplantae; Streptophyta; Magnoliopsida; Solanales; Solanaceae. The record is from RefSeq and is marked validated. Gene Ontology annotation, biological process: regulation of DNA-templated transcription. Gene Ontology annotation, molecular function: DNA-binding transcription factor activity; DNA binding.
AUCUCUGUAACAUUUUGAAUUAGCUAUGGCGCCUAAGGAAAAAAUUGGUGCAGUUACAGCUAUGGCAAUGGUGAAUUUAAAUGGAAUUUCGAAAGAGGUGCAUUAUAGAGGUGUAAGGAAGAGGCCAUGGGGGAGAUACGCGGCGGAGAUUAGAGAUCCUGGGAAAAAAAGUAGGGUUUGGUUAGGUACUUUCGAUACUGCGGAGGAGGCGGCUAGAGCUUAUGAUAACGCUGCUAGAGAAUUUCGUGGAGCGAAAGCGAAAACUAAUUUUCCGAAAUUAGAAAUGGAAAAAGAGGAAGAUCUGAAAUUCGCUGUGAAAAAUGAAAUCAAUCGGAGUCCGAGUCAGACUAGUACUGUGGAGUCAUCGAGUCCGGUUAUGGUUGAUUCAUCAUCGCCGUUAGAUCUAAGUCUCUGUGGAUCAAUCGGCGGGUUUAAUCAUCAUACGGUUAAGUUCCCGAGCUCCGGUGGAGGUUUUACCGGUUCGGUACAGGCGGUGAAUCAUAUGUACUAUAUAGAAGCACUUGCACGCGCCGGAGUUAUAAAGUUAGAAACAAAUCGGAAGAAAACGGUAGAUUACCUCGGUGGUGGUGACUCUGAUUCAUCAACGGUAAUUGAUUUUAUGCGUGUUGACGUGAAAUCAACCACCGCCGGUUUAAAUCUGGAUCUCAACUUUCCUCCACCGGAAAACAUGUGACAUCACCAGAGACGACGAUGAAGACGAUCGGAGAUAUUUUGCGAGAAACAUUUUUAAUUUAGUACAAGUUCCUUUUUAAUGUUUUUUAAUUUAAACAGAAAAGGAAAAAAAAAAGUAUAUAGAAUUAGAUAUAUAGAUGAUAGAAAACUGAAGAGCCAUCGCCGUUGCUGCUGCCGUCGCCGCCGGCGACGAUUAAUCACCGCCGAUGUCAAUAUCAAGAAGGGCUGAUCUAUUUUUACCCUUUUUUGCAACAGAAAAAAAAACAAAUCUAUUUGAUUUUGCAAAGCUGUUGUUUCCAUUAGAUCAUCCUUAUCAUAUAGUUAUUAUAAUACAUUGUUGCCGGUUUUUUCAGCUGAAAAUAAUUAUCACAAUUCUCUAUCUCAUUCGAUUAAUUCUUGAUUAAUCGUAACGAGAGGGAGUUAUUCGAAUAGUAAAUAUGUUCCUAUUUUUUUGUUUUUGUGAAUCGGUCGGAAUGUGAGGAGCAGGCGGCGGCGAGCGAGAACCGCUAAAAGAGUUUCGCGGUAAACGUGUGGCACGUGUGGUCCAUUUGAUUGUACGGAAAAUGGCAGAUAGUGGAGAUUGUGCCACGUGGAUGUUGUGCUGUUUAUUUUAAUUUAAAGUAUGAUUUAUCUUUUUGCAGCUAACGUAACAAAUACGUACAUUCAGUUUUGAAUGCAUUACGUAUACGGAUAUGUUUCUUUGUUUAUUACGUUAGUAUUUUUUCCGUUUAUUUUUAUUUAUCAAAAACGUAAUAAUUGAUAUGA